Molecule: messenger RNA, 1454 nt
Organism: Ilyonectria robusta
Lineage: Eukaryota; Fungi; Ascomycota; Sordariomycetes; Hypocreales; Nectriaceae
Exons: 2
Coding region: 219-1367 (382 amino acids)
Source: RefSeq, a predicted model, not a curated record
CUCCGAGUCGACCCACAGACCAGGGAUCGCGACGCUGUCCUGUUUACUUACUUGCGCAAAUCUCCACAACAGCCGUGCUUCACGCCCUCAGUUCACUAUGAGUGCAGCAAUCGCAAUGGCUCCCUCUCCUGCUCCUCACGAGAGGCCCUCGUAUUCGGAGCUACCAGCGCCUUCCGCUUCAUCCACCCAGAGAUCCAGCGCCCCCUCAGGCGCUGCCAAUGCGACAAUUCAAUCCUCCACCAGCAGCAGCCCCAAGGCCGGCGCUGCUGUCUCCAAGUCAUCCCCUCCCAGCAUCUCGUGCGGGUGGCCUUACCCCUAACCCAAAGAUCAUCGUCAAGAAAGAGCCCGCAUCCCCCAGCAUGCCCAACUCGCGACCCCGGCCCAGGAGACUCGACCUCUCCAAAAACACAUCCAAAUCGAACCAGCCUGCUACCGCACGGCCACUGACGGCCCGCGAUAACCUCGGCAUCCAAGAGGUCGGCAUCGCCUGCCUCUCUCCCGGAUUUGUCACCCAGGACCCCGUCAUGAAGGAGCAGCUGCAGCGAAGUAUGUCGGUGCGAGAACAGCAGCGACACAUUAUCGAGGCCAGACUUCACCAGCAGUCGGCCAAAGGCGACGGUCCCGACAAGGACCCUAUGUCUGGGUUUGCUGCCAAGACGCCCGGCAUGUCGCGCAGAAACAAGGCCCCCCCUGGCUUGUCUAUUGUUGCGCCCUCGCACGAGCAGUUCGCCCACGAGCGAGUUAUUCAGUCUGCCCCUCUGGGCCACAGCUUUACUGGCCGACAGCACCCGGCGCCAUUGACUCGCCACAUUGCCAACCAACCCUCGAACUUGUCGAGCACCUCUCACAUCCACCACGUCCCCGCCAACCAGACCAAUAACCGGUUACCGCCCAUUAGCGACGUCUUCGGCCAGGGCCUGUCAGCACACCCUGACAACGCCCCUCAGUCCUUGUACCCCAAUGUCGGAAGUGCUCGAGCUCCCCUGGCAUCUCCCGGACACCCUCCUAUCCCGCAGGCCCCCACCCCUGGGCGCCCUCGCGAAUAUAGAUCUGCCGAAGAGGCCCAGCAAGACAUGGCCGGUGGCCGAGCUGAGCUCCUCCCCAAGCUGGUGCAUUAUGGCGGACACCAGCCCCCUACUCCCCCCUCGCCCGCACCCGGUGGCCGACCCAUCGAUGCAUCCCGAAGCGCCAGCAAGCGAAGGACACGAGCUGAAUACGAGGAUGGCAGCCCGCCUCUGGGCCACGGCCCGGCCGCUACCCGUCGUGGUCCCUUUGGCGCUGGACGCGAUAGCCCUGAAACCCAAAAACAGAAGAAGGAUGAGUUUAUUCGAUUAUGUGAACGAGCUUGGGACUUGUUCCACUCUUGAUGCAAUCGCACAACUAUCGAUGAUGCUUUGCAACUAUAAUUACCUCGGAUUGGCCUGACGCUUGUUGGGCGUUGUAAUCCAGACCUC